UCGGCUCAACUUCGGUGCUCUCAUGGCUCGCCUGUCUUUCUCAGCAGUGGGCCUGCUGUUCCUGUCAGUGCUGGCUUUGGUGCUCAGUGCUGAGGCAAGAGAGACAAGGCCAAAAACCCUGAGGAGGAAAAAGAGGGACUGGAUUCCUCCUGCUGUUAAGCUCAUGGAAAACAUUGACCACAGUCAUAAGGAGUUUAUUGCCAAGAUUCGCACUGAUGCAGAUGUAGUUGAUAAAGUGCACUAUUCUCUCACUGGAGAAGGAGCUGACAAGGAUCCUUUCAAUCUCUUUGUGGUGGACCGAGACACGGGGUUCGUACGUGUCACUCGUACUCUAGACCGGGAGGAAAGACCAACCUACAACCUAAAUGGCACAGCGAGAUACAGUAACGGAUCGCUUGCAGACGCCAUUGUCUUACUGAGAGUUAAAGUCAUGGACCAGAAUGACAACGCUCCUUAUUUUGAACCGCAACAUGUCCACAUCCCAGAGUUCUGCAAAAAAGGAACCUUUGUUAUGCAGGUUAAAGGGAUGGAUAAGGACGAACCUGGAAAUUUGAACAGUGAGAUCGCCUACAGGAUCGUGAGUCAGGAGCCCCCAGGUCAAACAUUUUUUAUAGACAAAAAGACAGGCAAACUGUACGUCAAAGAGGAAACCCUGGACAGAGAGACUAAUGACCUUUACAAACUGGUCAUAGAGGGGACUGAUAUGGCAGGGGGACCCGGGGGGAAAACAGCAAGAGGAACUGUGGAGAUCAAACUCCUGGACAUCAAUGACAAUAUCCCCACCCUGGAAAAAUCUGAGUAUGCUGGGGAAGUGGAGGAAAAUGUUGCUGAUGUAGUUGUGAUGAGAAUCAAAGCUCUGGAUAAAGACCUUCCAAACUCAGACAACUGGUUGACUGUCUUUGAAAUUGCCCAAGGAAAUGAGGAUAAUCUGUUCUCAAUUGAGACAGACCCGGUAACCAAUGAGGGCAUCCUGAAGCUGAUCAAGCCUGUAGAUUUUGAGGAACUCCAGAAUCUUGAGCUAGGCCUGCUCAUUAAGAAUGUAGCUCCUUUUGUGGAGGGUGGUCCUAUAUUAGUGGAUGUGGGUGUCCAAGUUGGAGAGGGUAAUCCUAUGGCUGCUGGAGCUGGAGGCGGAGGCGGAGGCGGAGGCGGAGGCGGAGGCGGAGGCGGAGGCGGAGCUGGAGCUGGAGUUGGAGGAGGAGGUGGAGGUGGAGGAGGUGGAUCUGGAGGAGGUGGAGGUGGAGGAGGUGGAUCUGGAGGAGGUGGAGGUGGAGGAGGUGGAUCUGGAGCUGGAUCUGGGGUGGGAACUGGACCUGGGGUUAAGCCGGGUCAUGGGCCUGGAGAGGUUUAUGUCUUCAAGCCAGGUUACAAACCAGCAACAAAGCCUAAGCCAAGUGCGCCGGCAAAGAGCUAUCCAAUUAAGAUAGCAGUGAAAAAUGUUCCAGAGGGUCCAGCAUUCAUUCCCAACACCAAGAUUGUUCCUGUAUCAGAAGAUCCAAAGGAAGCACCUGAAGAUGGAGUGAUUACAGUGUUUGCUGCUGUCGAUCCAGACACAGGGCUACCAGCUGAAGACGUCAGUUAUGUCAAAGGCUUAGAUCCAGAGAACUGGUUUAUCAUCGAUAAACAGACAGCUGAGGUUAAACUCCGCAAAGCACCAGACAGAGAGUCACCUUUUGUGGUGAAUGGUACCUACAUUGCCACAGUUCUGGCCAUCACCAAUGACAUGCCAUCAAAGACAGCCACAGGAACAAUAGCCAUUCAAGUCGCUGAUUCCAACGACCACUGUCCUACUCUGACCACCACCCACAGCUCCCUGUGCUCUGAUGUCAAAACGGUCUAUGUUACUGCAUUUGAUGAAGAUGCUCAUCCCAAUGGAGGUCCAUUCACAUUCAGAAACAUACCUGAUGGGACACGAGGCAGCUGGGACGUAGAAGUUAUCAAUGAGACGAGUGCCGCGCUUCACUCUCGUGAGGAGCUCUGGCCUGGCUUAUAUAAGGUUCAGGUGGAGUUGGUGGAUGCUCAGGGUCUGUCGUGCCCGACCCAUGACAUUUUUACUGUGGUUGUUUGUACCUGUGUGGAGACAAAUGACUGCAGGAUAAACAAAUCUUUGGAAGAAGCAGGAACUAGUUCAACUGCGCUCUCCGCACCAGCCAUCGCCCCCCUGCUAACGGCAAUGUGUUUAUUGCUAUUUAUUCCUCUUCUCAUGCUGAUCUGUCAAUGUCGAAAACAUUUUGUUGACUUGCCAAUGGAGACCAAAGUACAACUCAUAUCUUAUCACACUGAGGGCAGAGGCGAGGAUAAGAAAGUGCCACUUCAUAGUAUACCUGCCAUGUUGGACGCACAAAGAAAAAACAUCAAUGGCACUACAACAAAAUUCACAGGGACUAACCAAAGACCUACAAUAUAUGAUGAAUAUGGGCUGAAUCAAGACAUCAUGCAAUGUCGGAUGGAGUUUGACAACACCAGCAGGUUUUCAAGGGAAUGGUUCGACCAUAUUAAUGGCAAUGGUACAAUCAGAAGAAAGACACUGUAUGGGGACCUAGCCUUACCUGACGCUUUCCUCAAUGAGUACUACUCACAGAAAGCGAUAUGUGCUUUGCCUGCGAAGGACUGUUCUUUGGAGUAUCAUUUUGAGGGACAGGGCUCCUCUGCUGGAUCUGUGGGCUGCUGCAGCCUCCUGGAGACUGACAACGACCUGCAAUUCCUCGAUGACCUUGGGCCAAAGUUCAAGACUCUGUCUGAUAUCUGUUCCCCUCCUAAACCAACACCCAAACCUUCCCUGACACACAAGAUAGUAGGUGCAGUCCAAACCACAGUAAAUAAGGAUGAAGCUGUUGUUAAGCCCAAAGUGGAGCGCACUGUUGAAACAGAGCAUACUGAUGUCAAGACAGUCAUGUCACCUACUAACAUCUCCAAAUCAUCUGUCAGUACUGUAAACACUGCCCAUCAAUCCAUGACAUUCUCUAACUCUAAGGUUACUAACAUCAGUCAUUCUGCCACUCUGGCCCCUCAAGCUUAUCAUUCUGCCACUCUGCCCCCUCAGGCUCAUAGGGUUUUCAUACAACCUCAGCCAGUUUAUUACACCACCAGCCCUGUACCACAGCCCAUGAACUAUGUAGUCCAACCACAGCUACAGAACAUGGUAAUGAUGGCGGAGGGGGCCCAUGGAGCCAAUUUUCCAGGCAUUUAUGUAGUGAGUGGGAACCAGAGUUCUUCUUCAGGACUCGUAGUCAGUGGACUCCAAGGCUCCCCUCCUGGGCUAGUGAUUCAGGGCAUUGAGAGCCCCAAAAGCCUUUCCAGUCCAAUUAGCCCCACCUUGAUUCUACCCGGUAGUCCAGGUGUGUCUAUGGGCUCAGGUCCUGCAAAGGGUUGGAAAAUGAUAGGGCCAAAUCCUGAUGGUAAAUAUAUGAUAGUUAAAGAUACGACUACACCAGGUGAGGCAGUUAAGAAAGACCCAGGCUCAUCUCAGGACACUUUGCCCAAAGGUGCAAUCCUGGUAAAAGAGGCUGCUCCCCCUCAGGGGGUGUUAAACCCAGCAGCUCAGGGGAGUGUGUAUGGCAUUCUGCCACGACACACUGUUUCUAAAACUGAGGGUGCUGUUGCAGUAAAUAGCAAUUUGGGGCAAAUAUGGGUUGGGGCAUGUGUGGGCAGAAGGGAAGGCGCAUCUUUGAAAGAAGAAGAAUUUGAGGAAGGAAAAGCUGUUGGUCUCACCGUAGUUGAAGGGUUAGAGGACAAAUGUCAGGUAGUUGGAUCAGAACUUCAAUUAGAUGAUGUGACAAAGGAACAAAUUCCCAGGGAUCUGGAGGAAGAUGUCUGUCCAGUAUGGGAAGUUGUUUCAGACAAAUCAGGCCAUUGCCACCCCUGAUAGUAUCCAGGAAAACGUGAAUAUGGAGGAAAUGACUGCGGAUAGUGUAAUCACAGUCAGUGAUUCACAUGAAGACGUUAAGGCUCAGGAAGAGCAACUGCUAGAUUCUGAUGUGGGAGUCUGUAGUAUGGAUGACACAUUUUCAAAAGUGACUUUGAAAGUGUGUGAAGAAAAGUUUAACCGCGAUCAAGAAUCAAUGCCAGAACCACAGUUUGGUCAUAUUGAAGGGAUUAUACACAGAGGUAAAGGUGAUGAAAAGACAGAUAGUGCUGAUGAAGCAAUCACAUCAUCGCAACCUGUCAGCAGUGUUUUUACUAGCCAAGAAGGAGAUCUUGGGGAUUGAAAUCUGACGUCGGCAAUGAAACAAGUUACCAUUCAUUUGCAAGAAGAGGUGUCUAAUGUGUCAAACAGGUCACCAUUAGAGCAGCAUCUGUUUACAGCGAAAGACAGUAUAUGUGGCCACAAAGAACAAGAAAGUGGUAAUGAACAAACUUUAACAUCAGAUUUCAGGGCGGAUACAGAUAAAGUUAGUGCAAAUGGAGAAAGUAUGGAGAGAAGCGAUGGAGAGAAAGAGUACUAUGGAGGAAGAUGUGUCACAGCAGAGUUUUAGCACUUCUGAUGAGCAAGACAAAGACCUAGAAAGACAAUAUGCUUUGAGUUUUAAAAUGGAGGAUAAAAUGGAGACAGUGAUGUUGAUGAAGAGAAAGGGGAGGUUUCUGUGGAGGCAUUGGUGUCAGCAGUAGGGAAAAAUGCAUGUGCAGAAAAAGAAUGGGAUACAGAAGAAAACGCAUAAUGCAGGAUUUCUCUAGAUGAUCAUACCUUAACCUCAGAUGAUAACAUGAAUGCUUCAGUGGAAGAGGAGGAUAGUUUUGAGGAAGGGACAUUAUCCAUUCAGCAAAAUGUUAGCAGCACAGACAAGAUGAAUUAAUUGAAGGAGAAGCUGUAUCAGGAAGAAGUCCUUCUUUGGAGGAUCAAUUAAUCUCAGACGACAACAAUGUUGCGGAGGAAGAGGUAUCACCUGUACACCAAAUCUCAGAUGAAGACAGUGAAAAACAAGACGCAUCGAACACCGUUUAUUAAUUGGAGGAUAAGCUCAUCUCAGGUGACAGUGUGAUCGAUGGCAAGAAAGAGGCACCAUUCUUACAACAAAACAAAUGUUUUACUGAUUCCCAAGAUGAAGAGAGUGAAAGAAAGGCACAAAGCAUAAGUUCUCACAUAGAGGAGGAAAGCGGAAGUCAAAAUGCAGAGAUGAAGCAUGUGACAGCAUUGUCAAAAGUGAUUGAAACUCUAGAAGUAUCUUCUGAUGGACACUACACAUCAAGUAAGGCAAAGGAUUGACUCUUCUCAAAUAGGAGACAUACCUUGAAUCUAAGUAAGUAUCUAACAGUGGAAACAGCCAAGUCUGAUUAUGCUAACACAUUACUUUUAGAAUUGAAAAGGGGGAGGCUCAAUGGCUGCAUCAAUGAUGGGAUACAAAACACAAAGUUAAACACAACAAAAAGCAUUUUUAUUUACAAUUAAACAACACUUAACCAGCUUAAAAGAACAACACAACACAAACAGAGAUCCAGCUAGCACAGAGCAUAGACAGACACCCCUAAUGGAACUGUAAUAACUGCGCAUUAAAUAUCUGGCUGCUAUACUUUUAUUUUUGUGUAUUUUGUAAAUUGUGUGAUUCUUGUAUAUAUAUUGUUUUAGUAUCUUGGGUGUAAUAUUAAGCUGUCUUUGGCUCUUUCUGCUGUAAUAAUGAAACGUUCCCCUCUGUGAGACGAUCAAAGGUAUUCUUAUUCUUCUUGAUGGAGGGGGUUGUCAUAAGCUAGAGAUUAGAAAGGGCUUUGAUAACAGUGCAACUGGUGCAUUUGGUGAGGUAGCAUCAACAUUUUAUUCAGAAAUUAAUGUGGUAGAGAAGACCAUAACUUCAAAUCAGACCCAGACUCAGGAGACACAGAAACUGUCAGUUCUAUUGCAAAGAGUAUGGUAGCUGAGGAGUCUGCUAACCUCGUUCAAAAUGAAAGCGUGCAUUUGACUGGAGAAGCAACAUAAUGCUAUGAGAGAAAAGUUAACAUUUUUGCUCAUGACUUUCUACAUCACCAAUUGUUGUGGUCUGGGCUUGGUCAGAGUCCAAGGCUGUUUUUUGGCCCCAGUCCUGUGGGCUACAUGUUUUACAGGGAAACUCAGAGUUAGGACCUGAGGCUUACAUUUAAGCUUUACACACUUUUGCUAUCAAGAAUAAAACACAUUGUAACAAUUAUUUCAUGAGGAGAGGUACAAAAUAUUUGAUUCCAACUUUAUUGGCAACAGUGUAUAUUGUUACUGCUUAACUGAUGACAGGGAAUAUUCAAGGCCUUCACAUCAGAUGUUUGCUUUCUGUUGCAGUGGCAUUGGCAUUGGCAAGUCAUGUGUAAAGGCCAACACCCAAUAAAACAAUCUCACCUAUGCAAGCUAUGUGAGCCCAGACAACAGCAGAUUCUUGAUAACCUGACCUAGAUAGCUUGAACUAGCAAUGAUUUAAGUUAUUUGAUGUAAUUCCCAUUGUUGAUGUGCGUCAAAACUGCAGAAAAGCACCAGUUUUUCAAAUAUUGUCCUUCGUACGUUCCAGCUACCAUAUUUCAAUAUGCUGCCAGUGGAUUGAAAUUGGUAGUUUUGUAAUGUUGGGGGGUUUACCAACUAUCACUUGCAGUUUUCCGGGAAUAGCCUUCCUUAACUGAGUUAAUAUUUAUACACAAUUUGAUCCCAUGUAACCCAACGCCACCGGGAAGUAAUUGGUCAUAGCAAACCAAGACAGCCUAGAGGGGUCAAUUGAGUAACUGUUUAUUUCACCUCAAUUAUCAACGUUUGUUUUUCUUACUUUAUCAUUCAAACCCAAUCAACUAUCUUUUCCUAAACCCUACCAUAUUGAAUAACAGCUGUUAUUAUUUUGCUAGGGAUUAUGUAAGGCAGUGUUUGUCCACGAUUUUGCUCUUAUUCACACACCUGCAUUCAUAUGAGACUGCUGGUGUGUUUAUGUAAUUUGUAUGAGAAGCUUUGUGUGAGAAUUAGAACCAUAAACUGUAAAUAUAAUCACGCCAAAGACGGUUGUUGAAAGUAACCUGUCUUUUGAAGUCCCGCCUACAAGUCACAUUUGUGCAUGCAGAGCAGAAACGCUACUUUGCAACUGUUCUGUGAGCUGUUAUCAAGUGCACACGUGUGGUUUUCAUGUGCGUUUUCUUAUAAAACAAAUACCUUAUCUACCCUUUACUUUACAAUUACUUGCAUAAUGUAUAUUUCUUUAUCUUUAAUCUUCACUAUAUUACCAUGUUUUUUGUUAAAGCCAUCUAUUCUAACAUUCUUUGAGCCACUUAAUAUUAACAGGGGUGUUCAACUGGUUGAAAAAUAUGAAACCAUGCUGGGUUGAUAAGAAUAUUUAUCUGCUAAUGUAUUAAAAGCAUUUUGGUGAUUUUAAUGUUCUCACAACUGUAUUAAUCAUAAAAAAUAUAUUCAAUGUGUUUUUAAGAAAUAUGCUGUACUGUAUUCAUUAAAGACAUAAUGAAUUGUU
Molecule: messenger RNA, 7397 nt
Organism: Eleginops maclovinus (Patagonian blennie)
Lineage: Eukaryota; Metazoa; Chordata; Actinopteri; Perciformes; Eleginopidae
Product: desmoglein-2.1-like
Exons: 14
Coding region: 23-3862 (1279 amino acids)
Biological process (GO): homophilic cell-cell adhesion
Cellular component (GO): plasma membrane; desmosome
Molecular function (GO): calcium ion binding
Source: RefSeq, a predicted model, not a curated record